Messenger RNA from Anopheles cruzii, 585 nucleotides. RefSeq lists its product as uncharacterized. Lineage: Eukaryota; Metazoa; Arthropoda; Insecta; Diptera; Culicidae. Bases 69 to 557 code for a protein of 162 amino acids. The transcript is spliced from 2 exons. The record is from RefSeq and is a predicted model, not a curated record.
UGUGAAACCUAGUCCAGUACGCUUGAAGUGUGAAGAUCUUCGCCCUGCGCACCUUGACACAACUUUGUAUGCAGAAAAUGAGCAAGAUGAGCAUUUUGGUGGUGUUGAUUGUGUUUGGGGCUGCUUGUCAGAGCUACGCGAUCGACUGCAUGGACCAGGACCUGUGGGACCAGGACAGUAUCAACGAGAUGCUCGAGGAUCGCCGACGUUACCAGCGGUCUUUGCCGGGCCACCACCACCACCACGACGAUGAAGCGGAUCUUCUCGACUGUUGUGAAGAAGCGGAGGACGAUGAUGGCGACAGUGACGAGGAAUAUGGCCAUGAGGACACAUCACAAGAGGAACCGCAUCACGACGGCGAAUAUCGCCAUAAACGGGAGGUGCAGAAAGUUGAAGCCUUGGAUGGGGAAGAUCCCGAGGCUGGUGAAUCCGAUUUGGAAGUCGCCGAAACGCAUCUCUUUCGGCCAGUGUUCCGCUACAAGUCUCAGUACACCGAACGUCGCCGGGUACGAACGGCCGCAGAUGGAAAUACCAAUUUCGCGCCGCCUCGACCAUAGUCCCUUGCCAAUGCCGUGUCCAUCUCUA